AAAAAAAAAAGAAAAAAGUUUUAGGGUCAUAUUAUCAUAUAAUUGGGUCAUCAUUAGUUCUUCUCAUCAAACAACAGUCCCGGCACUGGGCCUCAUGGUUUAGGCUCGUGCACCUGGUUUUGGGAUAUGGGGUUUCCAACGAGUUUGCACGUCCCUCACUUUCUCUGUCUAAAAAACCAGGAACCCACACUCUCUCUCUUCACCACAACUCACAAAGGGCAGCUCAAAAGGUCAGUGAGGGUCACUUGUUUGGACCCCAUGAACCAGGAUAAAUGCAUGCUCAUGAAGAAGAGAGCCCUUCUUCUUUUGGGAAUCUCAGCUUUGCCUUUCUUGGAGUCCAGUGCAACAGCAAUUGAAGCUACAGUGACAGAGAAACUGGAGACUUGCACUGCAGAGGUAUCAGUGUUUGACCAACCAGAAAACAGAGGAGAAAUUCCAGUUUUGCAGGAGAAUGGAACUGGAGAGAAAAUCAAGCAACGAUUGGCAUCAGGAAAUGCAUUCGUGGGUCUCCUGAAUGAUGUUGGAAUAGUUGGAUCAGGAAUUCUUGGUGCUUUAUAUGCAUUGGCACAGAAAGAAAAAAAGACAACUGAAUCUACUAUUGAAGCUCUGAGGGCUAAAGUAAGGGAUAAGGAAUGGGCCUUAACUACUAUGGAGAAGCAAGUUGAGAGAAGGUUACUAGAGGAACAAGAGAGAAGUAAUCAGAAGAUCCGAGAAUUUAAGGAAGAACAGCUUUCUCUCUCUAAUAAAUUGGCUUCGGCAAACCAGACGGUGGCAGACUUGCGACGAGACUUGGGUAGAGAGAGAAACUCCAUCCAAGAUCUUCAGCUCCAAGUAGAAUCACUCCAAAUCAACACAGCACAAGCCAGACGAGAAAAAGGAAUGCUUGAGUCCAAACUUGAGGAGGCCCAAAACAAAAUAAGUGAUUUACAGGAUAGGACUCAGUUAUUGAGUGCAGAACUGCAAGACAAAAAUAAAAAUAUCAACAAUUUGAACAUGUCCAUGGUCAGGAAGGAAUCAGAACUUAAGGACCUGAGUCUUACAUAUGAAGAAACCAGAACUUUUCUUGCAAAAUUGAACUCCGAAAUCCUAGGUUUAAAGAACCAACUUUCAGUUUCCAAGAAGGAAUUAGACACAAAAACCUCAUCGAUUGAAGCCCUAAACCAGAGCCUAAAGAUGGCCACUGCUGAAAGAGAUGACUUGAAAAAUAAAAUCUCAAAUUUGGACCAUGAAUACAAGAAGUUCAAGUCAUCCUCUGAAGAAAAGAUAGCAGCUGAUUCCAAGCUUAUAUCACAAAAAGAAGACGAAAUUCUGGAGCUGAGAGAACAAUUGGAGCAGGCCACAAGACAAUCUGCUAAAUAUCAUGGGUUGGUUGAUGAGUUAACAGCAGAAAGAGAUGGCCUAAAUGCCGGUUUAGAGAGAGAAAUAGACACUGUAAAAAGCUUAAGGAGUGAGCUCUUGACAACCCAAGAGACCCUAGAAUCCUCCAAGCUUGAGACUGAGAGCGUGCGAUCUGAGCUGGAGAAGUCGACGAAGGCACUAGAAAUGCUUUACUCAGAUGUUUCAAAGUUUAGAACAGAGUUCUCAGAAGACCGAAAAGUCCUGCAAAAAAGUCUGGAAGGUGAGAAAUUGGCUUUUAAAGCACUCUCUGAAGAGCUUGUUGCUUUAAGAAAAACACAGAAAAAAACCCAAGAAGAGCUUUUAACCACUACUGAAAAACUGAAAUCCUCAACUAAAACAAGCGAAAAGGUUUGUAAAGAGCUCCUGGAGGCCCAAAAGAGUACAGAAGCAGCCAUAAAUGAUGUGAGAGAAGAAAGAAAGAUUGUGAAGUCUCUUAAUAGGGAACUAGAGAUCUCAAAGAAACAGGUUUUAGAAGCCUUGGAAGCCCGAAAGGCCCUCGAAAAGAGCUUAAAUGAGGCAGGUGAGUCCUUGGUAGCCAUAAAUGAGAAUGUUCUCUCUCUUUCUAUAGAGUUAGAGGCCUCAGCAGCUAGAAAUGACAGUUUAGAGUCCGAAAAAGAUUUGGUAUAUAAAUCUCUCAUUGAGCAAAAGAAGGUGGCGAAAGAAGCGCAAGAAAAUGCAGAGGAUGUACAUAAUAUGUUGCUUAGGAUUGGAAAAGAGAGAGAGACACUUUCAAAGAGAGCUAAGAAACUUGAAGAAGAGAUGGCUUCAGCAAAAGGAGAGAUAUUGAGACUAAGAAGACAGUUAGUGGAUGGCCAACACCAGUUGAAGAGCAGUGAGAAAGAGGGGGUGGGGCCCACUACCUCAAAGAAGACAGUUAGGAGGAGGAAGGCGGGACCCACUUUAGAAGUUUCAUAAUAUGCAUGUUGUCCUUGUAGUUUAAGCUUCUGAUUUUUAAUCACAAAAAAAAUGAUGAAAAAAGGAAGAGAGCCCAUGAUAUUUUGUCUUCCUUUUUUUUUUUUGAGCUGCCUAGUUUUCAUGCUGUAUAUCUUAUCUUUACUGAUUAGUUGCCUAAUUUUUGUCUCUUUUUCUCUUCUAGAUGUAUUGUCCUCCUUUGCUGUUGUAAACUUUUCUUUGUUGUAUCAUCUAUCCUGGCAAUAAACAGAAUUUGUGUGA
Amborella trichopoda is the source of this 2571-nucleotide messenger RNA. RefSeq names its product MAR-binding filament-like protein 1. NCBI's taxonomy places the organism in Eukaryota, Viridiplantae, Streptophyta, Magnoliopsida, Amborellales, Amborellaceae. The record is from RefSeq and is a predicted model, not a curated record.